UAGCCAAUUUAAUGAUGUAUGUUACCUAUACUCCACUUCGUGUUUUAAUAGCAUAAUUUGUGCUGCACUUUGAAUGUUUAAUUCGUACAAUAUUAAUAUCUAACAUUUUUUGCGAUCGGAACUGUGUAUUAAUUUUGGAAAACGAACAGGAUGUCAUAGUAAUAUAUUGAUCCCAAGUAUUUCUAGUAGGUGGGUAAUAACUUUCUAAAUUUGAAGCUGCCAUAGAAUUUUUUUAUUUUAAAAAGGUUCAUAGUGAUAACAAUAAUGAUUAUUAUUUCUUAGUAUACUUAAAAUAAAAAGAAAAUGUACUUAUUAUAAAAGAGAUAGCUAUGAUUUAAAUGCAUUUGUAACACGAUGACAUAUCACAAAUGUUAAUUAAAAUUGUGUUGCGCAUGCUUAUGAAGUGGAAAAUUCGUAAAUUGUCAAUAUAAGUACUUGUUUCUACAAAAAAAUUGGAAUUUUAAAAUAAAUCAAGGUUUGAGUGCUAUUUACCAUUUUAGAAACAAUUCUUCACACUUGUGUACUUUUGAUGUGUUGUUUAGGCAAAAAUUUAUUGAAUUACACCAUUGUUUAAUCAAUUAGUAACAUAUUCAGUUCAACAUUUUGGAUUGAAAGUGUUGCUUACAAUGGCACUUAAUGAAUGGAAACCAUCAGAAGAUGCCUUGUCUACAAUUGUAAGAGUCCUUCAGGACUCAUUGGUUCCAGAUAGCAAUGUGCAAAAAGCAGUACAAGAAAAGAUUGUUUUGAUGCAAAACUAUCCUGAUUUCACAAACUAUUUACUUUAUAUUCUCUCCAAUGCUCAAUCUUAUAAUGAUCACGUUCGCACAUUGAGUGCUAUAAUUUUAAAAAACAACAUUUCUACUCUUUAUGAAACUUUACCAAUAACUACAAUUGAAAUUGUUAGACAGCAGUGCUUGGAAUUAAUGAAAGAUACUUCUAAAGAAGUGAGAACUAGUGUUACUACAUUAAUAGGGGUAUUAGUAUGUAAAGAUAGCAUAUCAUCAUGGCCAAAUCUAAUUCCAUACUUAUGCCUUUUGCUUGAGUCUUCUGACAGCAAUUUAAGCGAGACAGCAUUGUCAGCCCUUUUUAAAAUAUGUGAAGAGUAUCUUUCGAGGUUGGGAUCUGGUCAGGAAGAGCAUAAUGAAAUGAUAAAUGAGUUGCUGUCUAAAUUUGUAACACUGGUCACAAAUGAACGAGCCAGUAUUAGAAAAGAGGCUUUGAAACUUCUCAAUCAGGUCAUGCAAGAUGAUAUUGACUUGACAAAGAAACAUUUUGAUACCAAAUUAUACAUGAACAGUUUACUGCAAAUUUUAAAGGAUAAUGAUCCUGAAGUUCAGAAACUGAUAUGCCAAGCUUUUGUAAUGUUUAUAGAGACAAGGGAUGUUAAUAUUUUACCUCAUAUUGCGACCAUAGUAGAAUUCAUAUUUUCUAAGCUAGAACAUGAAGACACUGAAGUAGCAUUGCAGGGUUGUGAGUUUUGGCUAGCAAGUGCCAAGUUGCCUACUUGCAGAGAAAUUUUUUUGCCAUAUGCUAACCGUUUGCUACCAAUCCUGAUUAAAAAUAUGAAGUAUUCAAACUUCGAGCUAGAUGCUUUAAAAGAUCAUCUAGGUAUUGAUGAACAUGUAGAAGACAAGGCUGAUGAUAUUCAACCAAGAGGCUUCAGUACUGGUGGAAAUGAUGAUGAAUAUUAUGAAGAAGUUGAUUAUGAUGGUAAAGAUUUGAUGGGUGAACCAAAUGUUGGAUGGACUUUAAGAAAAUGUAGUGCUGCUUCUUUGGAUGCCCUUUCUUUGCAAUUUAGGGAAGACAUGCUUGCAAUAGUUGUACCAAUUAUUAAUCAGGCAUUGAAUCAUAAUGACACAUUAAUUAAAGAAUCUGGUAUAUUGGCUCUCGGUGCUAUAGCUGAUGGAUGCAUGUCUGGGUUAUGUCCAUAUUUGCCAGGAUUGGUUCAGUAUCUUCUGGUCUGUAUGAAUCAUGAACAUUCCCUAAUUAGAGUAAUAACCUGUUGGACAUUAAGUCGUUUCAUGACUUGGAUGAUGGAACCUGAACAGUCCACCGAAAUUUAUUUCAUUCCAGUUAUGACAAUACUUCUAAAGCAUUUUCUUGAUGGUAAUAAAAGAGUUCAAAGAGCUGCACUCUCAGCAUUUUGUAUUUUUCAAGAAGAAGCACGUCUUAAACUGGUUCCCUAUAUUGAUCUGAUCCUUCAAGCUUUUGUUAUGGCUGCAAAAAAAUUUAAGUAUCGCAACUGUUUGCUGCUUUACGAUGUUGUUGGGGUACUAUCUCAAAGUGUGGGUAAUCACCUGAAUAAACCAGAAUACAUAGAGGUACUUUUACCGCCUUUGAUGCAUAAAUUUAAUUCCAUUCCUGUUGAUGAGGAUGAAGAAUUUCUGGCUCUGAUGGAGUGCCUUUCAAAUGUAGUUACAGCAGUAGAAGUAGGAUUUCUUCCAUAUGCCGAGGUGGCUUACAACAGGUGUUUGCAAAUCUUAAACGAAACCGUCAAAAAUAUACUGUGUUUUAAUGAAAAGCCUACAGAGUAUGAUCCACCUGAAAAAGAUGCAAUGUGCGUUGCUCAUGACUUACUGUUAGGCAUGAGUGUUGGAUUAAAAACAUAUUUUGUUAAAUAUGUUACAAACAGUAACCUUCUUCAACUUUUGUAUUAUACACUUCAAGAAGAAAUGGUACAAGUUCGUCAACCGGCAUUGGCUCUGUUUGGAGAACUCGUUAAACUUUGUUUUGAUCAUAUUAACCCUCAAGUACACGACUACAUUCCGAUUAUCGUCCAAAAUUUAGACAAACAGUAUGAUGGUACCUGUAAUAAUGCUGCUUGGGUUGUAAGUAAGCUAUGCAUUGUAAUGGGACAAGGAUUAGAACAAUAUGUUCCACAGAUUUUGAAAAGAUAUGUGGAAAUAAUGCAAACUUGUAAUGGAGCUAAGACAAUGUACCAGACAGUUGCUAUUUCUUUAUGUAGUUUGGGUUUAGUUUUUCCCGACACUAUAACACCUUAUUUGGGCAACAUUUUGAGACCUUGUUGCCAGGCCAUGAGGAACGUGAGAGAUUGUGAAGAAAAGGAUUUGGGUUUUCGCGGCCUGUGUCAAUUAAUUAUUCGUAACCCUUCAGCCGCUGUUCCCGAUUUUAUAUUCUUUUGUGAUGCUGUAGCCUCUUGGAACGAUAUUAAGGUCGACCUAAAAGAUACAAUUCGAAAUAUAUUAACUACGUUCAGAAAUCAAUACGGAGAAAAUAAUUGGAGCGCCUUCUAUGAACAGUUUCCUCCGAUGUUGAAAUAUCGACUGAACAAACUAUACGGAAUUUGAAUAUGAGGUCUUACUUUAAAGAAACGGGGAAAACUUCGAUCGCGCAAAAGUCAAAACAAAGUAAUUUCGUUCGCGGAAAUAAUUUAUUGCGGAAUAACUUCGUGGGGCUUACACACAUAUAAAAACAUACAUUCACUUAUACAUAUACGUCAGGGUGGGAAGGCUUGAGUGCGCCUGCCUUAAGUACUACGCGCGGUAACUUACUAAACGAAACUCGCGAGGGAGGGUUCGUGUUAAUGAUGUCGCGUUCUCAUUGGAUCUUGUCAUUAAUGUCCGGUUUGAUUACUACUGUUAUUACUAAAAAAUGCAUGGUGAUUAACGGCUUCCUUUAUAUACUUAAAACCAUGAUGUUAAAAAAAAAAACUAGUUAAUACCUUUUAAAACAAUAUGUUUAAUCUUGAAGAAACUAAAUUUCUGUGUAAUCGAUAUUGUCACCCUUGAAAUGGACAAUUCGGUCUUUAAUAUGAAAUUGGAAAUUAUUCAUUUAAGGGUCGCUGAGAAAAGGGAAUAAAUAAAAUUAAAUAGGGGUUGAAUUCAGGGUCAGUGAUGAUAAUUUUUUCAUACCACUUGGUUUUUCACAUAUAAAAUGAAGUUGCCAAAAUACCUUGAAUUACAAUAUUUAAUUUUUUUCUUAAGUAAUUGUAAAAAAAUUAUGGGAAGAACAGUUCAUCAGCUUGACAGAAUAAAAGUAUUUAUUUUGAUGUCUAUAUUUUUUAAAAUAUUAAAAAAACAAAACGGGGGUAACUAGCCCCUUUAGGUAUUUGAAUGUUUUUGCUGCUCAUACAUGAUUAGCAAGGGGCAAAAUUUUAUUUUAAAAUCAAUCUUUUAUUUGGCAUUUUUAUUUUCUGUAUUUGUACCUGUUAGGGCAUGACAAAUGACUGAUAUUUUUAUACAGAAAUAUGUUAACUUUUGUAUUACAUUAUGGUUAUUAUGAAUUAGCGUUUUUGUUUAUUAUAAUUUUGUGUGUGUAAUUUGUUUUUGAUUAUAUUCUGCACAUUGUUACUGUAAUACCCAAUUUUUCAUGUUACUGGAAAAGUAGCGUAUAAGUUCUGGAUAGGCUUAACUAACAGACGUAUUAUUUUUAUUAUUUAUUUCGUAGCAAUGACUAACAGACUUUUUUGUACUGUAGUAUGUAAUUUUAUUUUUAUUACUUUUUGCGAUUGAUUGACUGGUUGCUUUUAUUAUUCCAAUAAAUAAUG
Molecule: messenger RNA, 4507 nt
Organism: Agrilus planipennis (emerald ash borer)
Lineage: Eukaryota; Metazoa; Arthropoda; Insecta; Coleoptera; Buprestidae
Product: transportin-1
Exons: 2
Coding region: 627-3308 (893 amino acids)
Biological process (GO): protein import into nucleus; protein dephosphorylation; negative regulation of protein kinase activity
Cellular component (GO): nucleus; cytoplasm
Molecular function (GO): nuclear import signal receptor activity; protein serine/threonine phosphatase activity; small GTPase binding
Source: RefSeq, a predicted model, not a curated record